AUGGGACAUGCGGAAUUCAAGUUUGGCGAGCCAGGCAGGAGACUCUCUGCUCGGCUGCGGGACCGACUGCGGAGCGGACGCCCCUCGGCGCGCCCCGAGCACUUUCCUCGGAGGAGCCUCCGCUGCCAGCCGCUCACCGCGGGAGCAGACAACAACCUCCUGAAGCCGCGGACCAAAUGGAGAGACGGAAAAUGGGAUGAGGUUUUGUAUGCAGACAUGUUUUUCACCCUCCGAAAUCAUCCGGAGUGGCAAAGGGACUGUGGAAUGGUACCAGAACAAGAUCUAACUGAUUUGUUUAAGCCUCCCCCUCGACCACAGGAACAGGAUGCAGACUCGGAUAGAACUCUGACCCCCCCGGACAGCCCUGUAUCUUCCUGUACUAGGAAGAAAACUACCUCAACAGCUUUACAAGCACCUCUCCGAGUGGCGGUGGGGCCGGAUGGUGGGACGAUGUUAAUCAAAGUACCCUUUUCUACUGCUGACGUAGGGGAAUGGAAAAAGGUUGCUAAAGAUUAUAGGAGUGAUCCGGCACUUCUGGGAAGGGACUUGUUGGAACAAUUGGGCUCACAGAGUGAAUAUGAAAAUCAAAGACAGUCUCUGGAGGUAAAAGAUCAGCAAUAUAUUCAAAUAUUGAGCCUAACCUUAACCAGUCUCCCCCUAGAAGGAAAUAUUAACGAGGACAUCUUAAACCAAGUGUACCCGGGGGUACGGGCUACCGAUGCACCUGGAAGAGCGAAAAGUGCUCCACCUGUUGAAGUUAGGAUCAAGGAAGGCCGAAAGCCGGUAAGAAUUAAACAAUAUCCCCUAAAGAAGGAAGACGGAGAAGGAAUCCGGCUGGUGAUAGAAAAAUUUUUGCAGUUGGGAUUAUUAAAAGAGUGUGAGUCUGAAUUCAAUACCCCUAUAUUAGCUGUUUGGAAGCCCGAUGGGUCAUAUCGGGUGGUCCAAGACUUCCGGGCGGUGAAUAGGAUAACUGAAGAUCUUUACCCGGUAGUGGCGAACCCAUAUACCCUGUUGACCGUAUUAACACCUGAAUUGACUUGGUUUACUGUUUUAGAUUUGAAGGAUGCUUUCUUUUGCCUCCCUCUCCAUGAAGCCAGCCAAAAAUUAUUUGCAUUUGAAUGAGAAAACCCCAAGAGUGGUCAAAAGACCCAGCUCACUUGGACGGUGUUGCCACAAGGAUUUAAGACUAGUCCUACCAUUUGGCAAUCACUUGUGAAAGACUUAGGAUCCUGGGAAGCCCCGUAUGAGGAGGGGAAGCUGUUGCAGUAUGUGGAUGAUACCCUGAUCGCCACCAAAACAGAGAAAAAUUGUAUGACAUGCACGCCACUGAACAGAAUCACCUUGAGUGGAACAAGGAGACCGAACGAGCCUCUGAGCUACUGA
This is a messenger RNA of Haliaeetus leucocephalus (bald eagle), 1383 nucleotides long. RefSeq lists its product as uncharacterized. NCBI's taxonomy places the organism in Eukaryota, Metazoa, Chordata, Aves, Accipitriformes, Accipitridae. The record is from RefSeq and is a predicted model, not a curated record.